This is a messenger RNA of Macadamia integrifolia, 951 nucleotides long. RefSeq names its product NPC intracellular cholesterol transporter 1-like. Gene Ontology annotation, cellular component: membrane. The transcript is spliced from 7 exons. NCBI's taxonomy places the organism in Eukaryota, Viridiplantae, Streptophyta, Magnoliopsida, Proteales, Proteaceae. Bases 180 to 608 code for a protein of 142 amino acids. The record is from RefSeq and is a predicted model, not a curated record.
UUUUACUUGUUCUUAUAUUUUAUUGCACUGAAUUUGAUAUUUUCAUCAGAUUUCUUGUACUUCCAUCUGAGAACUGAUUGGAUCUUCUAUUUGAUGAUUUAACAGGUGCUGUAUUCAUUGUUUGCCUGGUCAUCACAUCUAGUAUAUGGAGUUCAGCUAUUAUUUCGCUUGUGUUGGCAAUGAUAAUUAUAGAUCUCAUGGGUGUAAUGGCAAUUCUGAAUGUCCAAUUGAAUGCGGUCUCUGUUGUAAACCUUAUAAUGUCUAUCGGGAUUGCUGUUGAAUUCUGUGUGCAUAUCACACAUGCUUUCUCGGUCAGCCAUGGAGAUAGGGCUCAACGGACGGUAGAGGCCCUGAGUACGAUGGGAGCUUCUGUAUUCAGUGGAAUCACACUUACGAAGCUAGUUGGAGUGAUCGUCCUCUGUUUCGCAAGAUCGGAAGUUUUUGUGGUUUAUUACUUCCAAAUGUACCUGGCACUAGUCUUGCUCGGGUUCUUGCAUGGGCUUGUGUUUUUGCCCGUGCUACUGAGCCUUUGUGGUCCACAUUCAAGAUGUGUGAUAAUUGAGAAGCAGCCCGACGAUCGGCCAUCAACUUCUACAUUAGAGCAUUAGGUGAUAGGGCACAGAAUGGAUAAACCCCUCAAGAAGGGGGAAAAAAGAAAAAAAAGAAAGAGGAUGGGCAAGAAUGGAUUGGGAAGUUAAGUGGUUCUUUUGUAUCAUAAGUUUUAUGUAUAGCUAGAGCAUGCUUUAAAACGAUUGACCUGUAAAUUAAAAUGUUGGUGCAUUUGCAUUUUUGGGUCAAUAACUGAAGAAUAGAAGCAACUUGGGUUUUCUAGCUUCUAUUUGGGGUCGGGCUAGUUUUUCUGAAGGUAAGAGAACCAUGGAAUAUGGUUUAAAACAAAUAAUGUUAAUAUGAUGUGCAGGCCUAGGCCUAAGAUUGUGUUUUUUUGCGAAA